AUGUUCGUUCCUGAGAUUGGCGUUGUUGUUGUUGUUGUUGUUGUUGUUGUUGUUGUUGUUGUUGUUGUUGUUGUUGUUGUUGUUGUUGUUGUUGUUGUUGUUGUUGUUGUUGUUGUUGUUGUAGUCGUUGUUAAUGUUAUUGUUGUUGUCGUUGUCGUUGUCGUUGUCGUUGUCGUUGUCGUUGUCGUUCUCGCUGUUGCUGUUGUUGUUGUUGUUGUUGUUGUUGUUGUUGUUGUUGUUGUUGUUGUUGUUGUUGUUACUGAAACAGAUAUAAUUCCCUUGCAGCAUAAAGGCACGAUCAAUUCUAACAUGUAUCUAAUAUUGGAAGUAAAAGGCAAAGGAAAAACACAUGAAGCUGUUGAUUAUGUUGCUGUCACUCUUGGAGAAUUGUUUGCAGGUAGAGAUUAUAGAAUAUUUCUUCUCAUUUCUAAACUAUGCUUUGUAAUCCUUUUCAUCUCCUUUGUUUAACCUCGUUGUAUUUCCAAAGUAUAGUGCUUAAAUGCUUUGGAAUUCAAGCGACAAGUCUAUCGUGUGUUAUUAUAAUAUUCUCUGUCUGUUUUCAUCAAUAGGAAACAAGUACUCCAGCCGCUGGUUACAAAUGGAUAAUGGUAAGAUAUCUCGGCUAUAUUAUGCUGACUAUUUCUAAACUUAUCAGUUAUGAACUGUUCUCCCCAUAACUGUAGAGUUCGCAAGUUAAUUUCAAUGUUUGAACUUCGUUUGUAAACAAAUGUUCAUACUCAAUAGUAAAAACCAAAAACCUUCUUGGUAGACCACUAGACCAAUAACUUGCCAUUGAAUUGUUAAUUUCAACUUGAACUAUGAACAUUUGUUUACAAUAGUUCAAACAUCGAAAUGUACUUGCGAAACAUCGAAAUGAACUUUGUUGCGAAGUUCACGCCCAAUUUUUGAACUUGGAAACGUAAUUGGCAAGUUUGCAACGAACUUGGGAAUCGCGCGUUGAUAAGUGAAUUUCUUCAUGAACUAUUAAUGAACUUAAGCACCCGUCUAACAUUUCAGUCCCCUCGGAAACCUCUAAUAGUGAGACGAAAUUUUAAUCAGAGUGGCCCCCAGUCUGAACGGUUGUGAUUUACCCAUAUCAUACACGCGUAAAAAUCUCACAUUUUGUAGCAAGUCUGCCAACAAGCCGUCAACAAGUUGUGUUCGCACUGCUUGUCCCAAGUUGUCAGCAAGUUUAGAACAAGUUGUUAAGAACUUAUAACAAGCUUGUUGAUACUAUCAGACUUGUUGCAAGGUUGUUCCAACAAGUCCGAUUACAAGUCCGAUACUGUCAUGAUAUUACAAUACUGUUACGACCUUGUGUCGUCAACCUUGUAACAUUCUUGUUAUAUCAUGACUGUAACAGACUUGUUGGAACAACCUUGCAACGAGUCUGAUAAUGCCAUCAAGCUUGUUACAAGUUGUAAUUUACAGCUUGUUCCAACAACUGGGAACAAGCAGUCCGAACACAACUUGUCGACAGCUUGUGAACAGCUUUGUAGCAACCUGUUUGCAGACCUGUAACAACUUGUGCGUUUUUACGUGUGUAGUACUGAGGAUUUAACCAAUCGCCAUAUCUUCCAGGUGGAAGCAUUCACGUGACGAUGACGUGCAAGGAAAUUGAAAUAAUUCCUGGAAGCCCUGGUAGAACAGGUCGCUCGAGACUCAGCUUCAGGAAGAGGAAUGCUAGUGAAUCAUAA
Molecule: messenger RNA, 1697 nt
Organism: Paramuricea clavata
Lineage: Eukaryota; Metazoa; Cnidaria; Anthozoa; Malacalcyonacea; Plexauridae
Source: the annotation of a GenBank genome assembly